Molecule: messenger RNA, 4254 nt
Organism: Malus domestica (apple)
Lineage: Eukaryota; Viridiplantae; Streptophyta; Magnoliopsida; Rosales; Rosaceae
Product: ABC transporter B family member 15-like
Biological process (GO): transmembrane transport
Cellular component (GO): plasma membrane
Molecular function (GO): ABC-type transporter activity; ATP binding; ATP hydrolysis activity
Source: RefSeq, a predicted model, not a curated record
UUCAUUUUAUUCAUCCCAACUUUAUUUCACUUACAAUAGUUCUAUGCAUAAGAAAUCCUAAUCCUCUGGGCUCUGAAUAUAUAUAUAUAUGUAUGUAUGUAUGUAUAUGUAUAUAUCUUCCUUCUCAGUAUACUAUAGUGAAGGCCAAGGGGUUUAUAUAUUUUUGAAGCAUACAUAACCCGAGUCGGGACGUGGUCUGAGAAUCUUAACUGUUGUUUGGUUGCUGAGAAAGGGUGGGAAAAUGGGACAGAAAAGUCCCAGUAAGGACAAUAACAGCAGCAGCACGAUGAAAGUUGGGUCCAUGAGGUCCAUUUUCAUGCAUGCUGAUGGGGUUGAUAGAUUGUUGAUGAUUUUAGGGCUGUUUGGAUCCCUUGGUGAUGGCUUCUCCACACCGCUGGUUUUGUUGAUCACUAGCAAAUUGAUGAACAAUAUUGGCGGUUCACCAACUUCGGCUCAAGAUGCGUUUCUGCAUAACAUAAAUAAGAAUGCAGUGGCGCUGUUGUACUUGGCUUGUGGGGGAUUUGUUUGCUGUUUCCUAGAGGGAUAUUGCUGGACAAGAACCGGCGAGAGGCAAGCAGCUAGAAUGAGAGUCAGAUAUUUGAAAGCAGUUCUAAGGCAAGAUGUAGGCUACUUUGAUUUACAUGUCACAAGCACAUCAGAAGUCAUCACAAGUGUCUCUAAUGAUAGCUUAGUGAUUCAAGAUGUCCUAAGUGAAAAGCUACCGAACUUCGUGAUGAAUUCCUCCAUGUUCUUUGGAAGCUACAUAGCGGCGUUUAUAAUGAUGUGGAGGCUAGCAAUCGUAGGGUUUCCAUUUGUGGUGCUGCUAGUAAUUCCCGGUUUAAUUUACGGAAGGACUUUGAUGGGAUUAGCUAGGCAGAUUAGGGAAGAGUACAACAAGGCUGGCAACAUAGCAGAGCAGGCAAUUUCUUCAAUCCGGACCGUUUAUGCCUUCGUCGGAGAAAACAAAACUAUAUCGGAAUUCUCUGUGGCUCUUCAGGGCUCCGUCAAGUUGGGAUUGAGCCAGGGCUUGGCUAAAGGCCUGGCCAUUGGAAGUAACGGCGUUGUCUUCGCCAUUUGGUCUUUCAUGUCGUAUUAUGGAAGCACAAUGGUCAUGUACCAUAGCGCUCGGGGAGGCACUGUUUUUGCUGUUGGUGCUGCCAUCGCCGUUGGUGGAUUGGCAUUAGGUUCUGGACUAUCAAACUUGAAGUACUUUUCAGAGGCAUGUUCGGCAGCCGAGCGCAUAAUGGAAGUGAUAAGAAGAGUUCCCAAGAUCGAUUCCGACAACAUGGAAGGCGAAUGUCUAGAGGAUGUCUCCGGUGAAGUCGAAUUCAAGCAUCUCGAAUUCGCAUACCCGUCGAGACCGGAAAGCAUCAUCUUCAAAGAUUUCAACUUGACAAUUCCGGCGGGCAAAACGGUGGCGUUGGUGGGCGGAAGCGGCUCGGGGAAGUCCACGGUGAUAUCGCUGUUGCAGCGGUUUUAUGAUCCACUCGGAGGCGAGGUUCUUCUUGAUGGGGUGGCGAUAAAUAAGCUUCAGCUCAAGUGGCUGAGGUCGCAGAUGGGUUUGGUGAGCCAAGAGCCUGCUCUAUUUGCAACCAGCAUUGAGGAGAACAUACUUUUUGGGAAAGAAGAUGCUGAGAUUGAAGAGGUUAUUGAGGCUGGAAAAGCUGCUAAUGCUCAUAAUUUCAUCUCCCAGUUGCCUCAAGGAUAUGAUACUCAGGUUGGCGAGCGAGGUGUUCAAAUGUCGGGAGGACAGAAACAAAGGAUCGCCAUUGCACGAGCCAUCAUCAAGAAACCUCGUAUCCUCCUCCUAGAUGAAGCCACCAGCGCACUGGACUCCGAAUCCGAACGAGUAGUCCAAGAAGCCCUAGACAAAGCAGCCGUCGGCCGCACCACAAUAAUCAUCGCGCACCGCCUCUCCACCAUCCGAAAUGCGGACGUGAUUGCCGUAGUUCAAAACGGCCAGGUCAUGGAAAUUGGCUCCCACGAUGAGCUCUCCCAACGUGAAAACGGCCACUACACGUCCCUUGUCCGCCUCCAACGAACGGAGAAAGAAAAGGAACCAGAAGAGUUAGGGCAUUAUGGUGUUUCGUCUUCCAUUUCAAACGAUAUUCACAGCACAAGCAGCCGUAGGCUCUCCAUGGUGAGUCGUUCGAGUUCCGCAAACUCGUUUGCUCAGGGUAGAGCUCCGGAUCAAGAGAGUGUUGUAGAGUAUGAACAGAAGAAACUGCCCGUGCCUUCGUUUAGGAGACUUUUGGCCUUGAACCUUCCCGAGUGGAAACAAGCAGUUAUGGGGUGCACGAGUGCGACUCUUUUUGGGGCGGUACAGCCGUUGUACGCGUUUGCGAUGGGGUCCAUGAUAUCGGUUUAUUUCUUGAAGGACCACGACGAGAUUAAGGCGAAGACAAGGACUUAUUCUCUUUGCUUUCUAGGGUUGGCAAUCUUCUCGUUGCUGAUCAAUGUCAGCCAGCAUUACAACUUUGCUUACAUGGGAGAGUACUUGACUAAGAGGAUUAGAGAGAGGAUGCUUUCAAAGGUACUCACUUUUGAAGUGGGAUGGUUUGAUCAGGAUGAGAAUUCUAGUGGUGCCAUUUGCUCUAGACUCGCCAAAGAUGCCAAUGUGGUGAGAUCUUUGGUGGGUGAUCGAAUGGCUCUUGUUGUACAAACCAUGUCAGCAGUAACAGUAGCUUGCACAAUGGGACUGAUCAUUACAUGGAGACUUGCACUUGUCAUGAUAGCCGUACAACCCCUCAUCAUUGUAUGCUUCUACACAAGGCGUGUCCUGCUCAAAAAUAUGUCCCAGAAGGCCAUAAAAUCCCAGGAAGAAAGCAGCAAGCUCGCCGCGGAAGCAGUCUCCAACCUCCGGACAGUCACCGCCUUCUCAUCCCAAAACCGCCUCUUGAAAAUGCUCGAAAAGGCCCAAGAAGGCCCGCGUCGGGAGAGUAUCCGACAGUCAUGGUAUGCCGGCAUUGGACUCGCUUGUUCCCAAAGCCUCACGACCGUCACUUGGGCCUUCGACUUUUGGUACGGAGGCAAGCUUGUCGCCAAGGGCUACGUCAAUGCAAAACAACUUUUCCAGACCUUCAUGAUCUUGGUCAGCACGGGCCGGGUCAUUGCCGAUGCUGGUAGCAUGACCACAGACCUCGCCAAGGGAGCAGACGCCGUUGGGUCUGUUUUUGCCGUGUUAGACAAGUACACAAAAAUCGAGCCUGAAGACCCCGAAGGUCUCGACCCCAAAAGAAUUACGGGCAGCAUUGAGCUACGCAACGUGCAUUUCGCGUACCCCGCUAGGCCCGAUGUUAUGAUCUUCAACGGCUUCUCAAUCAAAAUCGAGGCGGGAAAAUCAACGGCAUUGGUGGGCCAAAGUGGUUCAGGUAAAUCAACGAUCAUCGGAUUGAUAGAACGGUUUUACGAUCCGAUCAAGGGAGCGGUCAAAAUCGACGGUCAAGAUGUGAAGUCGUACCACCUCAAAUCAUUGAGAAAACACAUAGCAUUGGUCAGUCAAGAGCCAACGUUAUUUGCCGGGACCAUACGAGAAAACAUUGUGUACGGCGUAUCGGACAAGGUCGAUGAGUUGGAGAUAGUGGAAGCCGCGAGGGCGGCCAACGCGCACGAUUUCAUUGCGGGAUUGAAAGACGGAUAUGACACGUCGUGCGGGGACAGGGGAGUGCAGCUAUCCGGCGGACAAAAGCAACGGAUUGCUAUAGCCAGGGCGAUACUUCGAAACCCCGUCAUUUUGUUGCUGGACGAGGCGACCAGCGCGCUCGACAGUCGGUCUGAAAAGGUUGUGCAGGACGCGCUGGAGCGUGUGAUGGUGGGGAGGACCAGCGUGGUGGUGGCCCACAGGUUGAGUACAAUACAGAAUUGUGAUAUGAUUACUGUGCUGGAUAAAGGAAAGGUCGUGGAGAAAGGGACCCACUCGUCGCUUUUGGCCAAAGGGCCUGCAGGUGCUUAUUUCUCAUUGGUCAGCCUCCAAAGGACCCCACCCGCAGAAAAGGGCACUGAAUUGUAUUGAAAUUAUAAUUGACUCCUCCCUUCUUUUUGUUCUUAUUUUUGCCCCACCAAAAUGGUGGUUGAUGAUGAAGGUUUAAAUAGUCCUAAGCAGGAAGAGUAAACUUGCCAAAGCUUCAAGUCUCUUCGAAAUAAUGGUGUUGGCAUUGGGUAAGAAGUAUGGACUAGAAAACUAGAAAGGAUGCCAAGGAACUGUAUAAAUAUUCUCUCUUUUAAACUCUAAUGUACAUAUAUGUUGUCUCUCUA